This is a messenger RNA of Scleropages formosus (Asian bonytongue), 2017 nucleotides long. Its product is annotated as C1GALT1-specific chaperone 1-like. The transcript is spliced from 2 exons. The coding region runs from base 499 to 1452 and encodes 317 amino acids. Lineage: Eukaryota; Metazoa; Chordata; Actinopteri; Osteoglossiformes; Osteoglossidae. The record is from RefSeq and is a predicted model, not a curated record. Gene Ontology annotation, molecular function: N-acetylgalactosaminide beta-1,3-galactosyltransferase activity.
AAUGGGUAGAUCAUUUCAAAGUAGAUAAGGUGAUAAUCAAACAUUAUUAAUCUUUAUUUAACUGGCUGCCUUGGGAAAAAAGGUGCGAGUGGAAGGAAGGAAGAUUAAUAAUAACGACAGCACAAAACUCAUUAUACAUUCAACUAACUGCAUUUCAUCACAGAUUGAUCAAACACUCAUCUCGCACCGCAAAGAAUUAUUAUUAUGUCUGAUGAUUACAGGAGGUUUUUCACUGAGGCCGGCGGCGCGACAAAAUGAAGAAACGGGGAGACUCAGGUUUUUACACACAGACUCGGGUUUGACACGUUUCACAACGCAACGCCUCGACGGGUCGCCCAGGCGGAAGUAGCGCACGCGGUGACAGCUCGCGGUGACAGCUCGCGCGCGGACUCACUCGCUGUGCGUGGAGAUCGCGCGCCUCGCCGAGAGCUCUCGCGCUGUGCAAGUGCGUCCCGUCGUCUCGUGCGAGCUCGUGGGCUAAGCCUUAAGGCACUCAAUAUGGCUUCGGAGGGCAGUUCUUUCGCCAAAGGAAUGCUGUUUGGCAGCCUUGUCUGCCUCGUGUUUUCCAUCUUCGCUGGCUUAAGGAAUGACUCGUCAUCAGGCAAAGGAAAUCAUUUCCAUCAUCACGUUAAGGCCGCGAGCAAGGAGGAGUUGAUGCGCAUGCCAGAGUCUAUGAAGCAGCAGCUGAGCCAGCAGGUGAGGGUGUACUGUCUCAUCAUGGUGCAGCCCAAGGUCCUCGUCCACUGGGCUGCUACCCGCGACACCUGGAGCAAGCACUGCGAUAAGGCCAUGUUCUAUACCUCAGAGGCAAGCAAGGCACUGGAGGCUGUGGACCUGCAGGAGAAAAAUGAGUGGGCCCAGAUACGCAAGGCCCUACAGGAUGCCUUCCGCAAUGCUAGCAACCUGCACUGGUUCUUCAUAGCACGGGCUACCACUUUCGCCAUCAUUGAGAACCUUAAGUACCUGCUGCUGGGAAAGGACCCCAACGAGCCCUUUUACAUUGGCAACGUGCUGAAGUCAGGGGACCUGGACUAUGUUGAGUACAACAGCGGCGUGGUGCUGAGCUACGAGGCAGUGCGGCGGCUGAUGGAGGCUUUCAAGGACGAGUACAAAUGUCCCCAGAAUGGAAACGCACUCUGGAACCUGAAGGAAGAGAAGGAGCUGGCUGUGUGCUUGAGGUUCUGUGGGGUUUACGCUGAAAAUGGGGAGGACUCGGAGGGCAACGGGCUGUUCAAUAGCAAGAGCGUCUACGACCUCAUCUCAGAAGGCAUGAAGGAACGCUCCUCAAAUGUUGUGAAAUCCUGUUGCUCCGACUUGGCGAUCACCUUCAGUGGCAUGUCGCCCAGCGAGAUGCAGGUCAUGAUGUUUGGCGUGUACCGGCUGCGCCCAUACGGACACAGUUUCCAAGACUCUCUGGUAUUUCUGCCUCCAAAGGGUUCGGAUAAUGACUGAGUGUAAUCAGAUGUGUUUGAGCAGUACGUUAUAGGUGCUUUUGAAUUUAAAGCACAGGACUGUUUUUUUUCCACCUUGUCCGCGCAUUUAUAUGCAUCUCAGAGGAAUUUCAAAAGAACUGCUACAUGAAGUUCUAUUUGAAUGCAUUCACUGUUUGUUUAAUUAUUGCAUCUAUGGCUGUUUUAUACAAGUCACACCUGAAAUUGUAUAAGAGCUAGAAAGGCCACCCAUGGGGAAUAUUUUCUGCCUGUAAAUUUUAUAGAAAUUUAUUUUUUAUUUGAUAUGAUGUACUGGUGAAUAGGACACUUUUUGUCAUAGGAAAUUGGUAAUGAGUUUGAUUUUUGAUGUAUUUUUAUCAUAGUGGAAGUCUACUGCUUAAAUGAUGACUAUGUGUCAAUACCAGGUUUUAAUUUUUUUCAUGUUUAAUUAUGGUAACACUCUAAAGUUAACCUCUAAUAGGGUUGUACAGCUGUAGCGUGUUUAGUGUGUAAUCUGCUAUCACGGUUACGGAGGUCCAGAGGCUAUUCCGGAAACACGGGGUGAGAGGCUAAGUAGGAUAAACCCC